Molecule: messenger RNA, 531 nt
Organism: Fusarium coffeatum
Lineage: Eukaryota; Fungi; Ascomycota; Sordariomycetes; Hypocreales; Nectriaceae
Exons: 1
Coding region: 1-531 (176 amino acids)
Source: RefSeq, a predicted model, not a curated record
AUGGUGCAACUAGUUGCUCUGGCUUUAUACGAUCGGGUUAAUUUCUCCCGUGGGAACUCCCGGCGAAUUUUUGGCCAUGAGGCUUAUCACUGGGGCAUUAUCAUUACGCCCCAGCCAAGCAGCGGACGAGACUGCCAUGCCUUCGAAGCCACCGAUGCAUCUGAUAUCGACCCUGUCACGUUUCGCAUGAACAAUCCUACCAUGGGCUGGUGGAUGCGACAUAAACCAAACGUCAAUCCUGACCUUAGCGCUAAGCUCCUUGGACGUAUCGUUAUUGGACAAAUUCCAGAUGGUGUCUCGGGUGCUGACCUGAAAAAGGUCUUUGAAAGAGUUCCUCUGCCAGUCAAGAAUACACAUCCGCAACAGAGCUGUGUUACAUGGGCUAUAGACGCUAUACGUACCAUGCAAAAGCAAGGGUGGGUACCGCAAAUUGAACUCAAUGGGUUGAAGGACUGGGCACUCUAUUAUGCCGACGAGAGGAUGAAAGGAACGAGUGGAAGGGAACCGAAAGUUAAAGUCUAUGGUGUUUAG